Molecule: messenger RNA, 1077 nt
Organism: Chaetura pelagica (chimney swift)
Lineage: Eukaryota; Metazoa; Chordata; Aves; Apodiformes; Apodidae
Product: nucleoporin p58/p45-like
Exons: 4
Coding region: 46-558 (170 amino acids)
Source: RefSeq, a predicted model, not a curated record
AAAGACCAAUACCUUGGCUACAGGAAAACCUUUCUGGGAGAUGCCAUGGAUGUGUUUGAGGCCAGACGAGCAGAAGCUAAGAAGUGGCAGAGCGCGCCACGUGUUACCACAGGACCGACGCCUUUCAGCAACAUACCAAAUGCAGCAGCCGUUGCCAUGGCUGCAACACUUACUCAGCAGCAACAGCCUGCUACAGGGCCACAGCCAUCUCUGGGAGUUAGUUUUGGAACGCCAUUCGGCUCAGGUAUUGGCACUGGCUUGCAAUCAAGUGGCUUAGGUUCUUCAAGCCUUGGAGGAUUUGGAAGCUCUGCCUUUGGAAGUAGUGCCACGGGAGCAUCAUCAUUUGGGUUUGGAGCUACAACUAAACCAUCUGGAAGUCUAAGUGCAGGCUUUGGCAGCUCGACUACAUCUGGGUUUAACUUCAGCAAUCCUGGCAUCACAGCAUCAGCUGGCCUGACGUUCGGGGUGUCUAAUCCUGCGUCUGCAGGCUUUGGGACAGGAGGGCAACUUCUUCAGCUGAAGAAACCUCCAGCUGGAAACAAGCGAGGGAAAAGAUAGGCACCCCUUUUAGGGAAGGGGAAGUGAAUCAACUUUGUUCAUCUGAGAAGUCUAUUUUUCUAGAUUGAUGCAUUAAUUAAAUUGCAUCCCAGGAGAUUUAUAAAAAUUUUGCUACUUUUCCCUAGUCUGAAAUACAAAAUGAAAUCAUAUUGAACAGCUAUUUUCUUGUGAAUAGAAAUGCGUUUAUGUAUUUUUAUUUUUGGCCCUGGUUUUAGAACUGUUCUAUACUGCAUUACUAUUAAAGAAUCUUGUAAAACCAUCUAUGAUGUUAGUAGCAGAAUAUUUUUUGUUAAUAAGCUUUAUACCAUAUGAAUAUAUGCAUAUUUGGUUUUUGUACAGAUAAAAUAUAUUCUAGUACAAAUACUAGAGUUCAUAUCUUCUGUUCCUGGAUAUGGCCUUUAAAUCUACUUCAGGGUGUUUCUGUGUAUAUGGAUGUAAAUAUAUACAGUACAGUGCACACAUAUGUGUGUACGUAUGUGUAUAUAUAUGUAUAAAAUACAGAUGUGCAAACCUUGCCCC